AUGCAGGACUCUGAGCUCCAGGAGAUCUCGUCGGCUCUUCGCGCCGCUCGUCAUGCAAGACGCCUUUGGCCUGACCAACCUGAUUACGGCUUCCUCCUCGCGAGCACUUUCGUAUUCGAAGGAACAACUCUUAGCCUCAAGGACUUCAUCAAACCUUACGUCGAGCUUGAGCCAGCUUUCGUGCUGAAAGGCCCUCUCAAAGGACCCAACGUCACUGUGGCGGACGUCAUCAAUGCCAUAGACUACGCCAUCCCUGCGAUAGAGAUUAUCGACUCCAGAGUGCGAGAUUGGGCCAUCGACCUCCCGGACACACUGGCUGACAAUGGGUCCACCGGCGCCGUCAUCCUUGGGGGUACGCCUCGCCAGCUUACUGAUCUCACUUUGAGCAACACCAGAGGCACCCUAUGUUUCGAUGAUAAGGAGGUCAUGUCGGGCAACACCGGAAAUGUACUAGGGAACCCGCUGUCCGCCGUGGCAUGGCUAGCGAAUAAGCUUGCGAAGUACGACGUUGGAUUCGAUGCAGGACAGGUGAUCUUGCCUGGUAGCUGCCUGCAGGCGGUGCCGAUGCAGGAAGCUGGUCGUUGGUCUUGCACGUUUGAGGGAUGGGGAACUGUCGAGUUUGAUGUCGCCGAAUAG
Messenger RNA from Colletotrichum phormii, 636 nucleotides. RefSeq names its product putative 2-oxo-hepta-3-ene-1,7-dioic acid hydratase. The coding region runs from base 1 to 636 and encodes 211 amino acids. Gene Ontology annotation, molecular function: 2-oxopent-4-enoate hydratase activity. NCBI's taxonomy places the organism in Eukaryota, Fungi, Ascomycota, Sordariomycetes, Glomerellales, Glomerellaceae. Gene Ontology annotation, cellular component: cytoplasm. The transcript is spliced from 2 exons. The record is from RefSeq and is a predicted model, not a curated record.